This is a messenger RNA of Drosophila willistoni, 2782 nucleotides long. RefSeq lists its product as uncharacterized. The transcript is spliced from 5 exons. Bases 30 to 2654 code for a protein of 874 amino acids. Gene Ontology annotation, biological process: potassium ion transmembrane transport; stabilization of membrane potential. The record is from RefSeq and is a predicted model, not a curated record. Lineage: Eukaryota; Metazoa; Arthropoda; Insecta; Diptera; Drosophilidae. Gene Ontology annotation, molecular function: potassium ion leak channel activity. Gene Ontology annotation, cellular component: membrane.
AGUGAUCAAGUCGGUGGACCAAAUGCAAAAUGAAUUCAGAGAAACCGCAAAUGCAAAUGCAAUCUGGACCGCCUCCGCCGCCACCGUCGCAGCUAACACACGGCUCCACGAUUGGAGAGAGUUAUGGUGGUGGAGCAAGUGGUGGCAGCAAUAUACAUUACGCAAAUAUACCAACUUCUUCGGGCAGCAGUUAUGUUUCGAUUGGCAUGUUACCCAGCAAUGCAACGCCGAUGGCGAUGCCGUUGCCUUUGCUAAUGCCCAAUGCAACAGCAACAACACCAAUGACAUCGACAACGACAUUCAAAACGACACCAUUGCUGCCAAUGCCAACAUUGGAAGACAUUGAAGUGGCAGCCAACCCACAACCCACACAGCAAACGCAGCAAGUAGUAGCGGCAGCAGUAGCAGCUGCACCACCACCACCACAACCACCUGGCAUACUAAAAUAUUCGGCACCUAUGCAAACUGUUAUGGGUUAUAUAAGUGAUCUGCCGCCUAUAACUGCCGAUAAUAUAUCAACAGUGACCACAACAACAAUGAGCAGCAAUUGUGGUACAUUGAAGAGUAAUGCCAAAUUGUUGCCACUUCAAUUGGUGGCUGCUGCACCAACAAAUACAACACGUAAAGAGCCAUCGCCACCACCGACAUCACAGCAACAGCAGCAGCAGCAGCAGCAACAGCAGCAACAACAACAACAGCAACAGCAGCAACAACAACAGCAAUCCCAACAACAACCACAACGUCAGAGACAACGUCAAGCUGGCGGUUGGUGCUCCUGUUUCGGUUCAAGCACCAGAACCAGAGAGGUCAAAACACCGCCUGGCUAUACGACCAAAUCAAAGAAACGUAAACCCACAUCACAAACUGUAUGGUCGGCCCUGCUUACCAAUUUGGGUAUUUGUAUGCUUCUGCUGGCCUAUACACUACUCGGCUCCUUCAUAUUUCUAACCAUAGAGAAUGAGGACUCGGCUCUGCUGCAUCAGCAGCAUACUUUGGCCAGCACCAAACGCAACAUGGCAAUGGCUGCCAACGGGAACAGCAUCUUUCAACAACAACAGCAGCAGCAGCAGCAGCAACAACAACAACAACAAUAUCAUCAUCAUCAUCAGCAGCAGCAGCAACAACACCAACAAGGACAGCAACAACAUGCAGACAAUGACACGAUGGGCGCUGCAAUGGCUCACGGAUUGGGCCUUGGGCAUGACCACGAUGGUGGCAUUGGGAUUGGAGUUGGCGUCGGUGGUGGCAGCGGCUCUCCUUUAGCGUCAUCCAAUGACUUUGUUUAUGGUGUAGAUGAGGCUGACCUGGAGGCUGGAAUGCCACAGUUUGCCUUAUCGCCGGAUACUUAUGAUGUACGACAGCGCACCAUUGAGAAUAUCUGGGACAUAACCGUAUCCCUCAAUAUACUUUACAAAGAGAACUGGACAAAAUUAGCCGCACUUGAAAUUGCCAAGUUUCAAGACCAAUUAAUCAAGAGACUGAACGAGGAUGUUAUGCUGCAAUUAUCACACGACGAUGUGGCCAACGGUGGCCACGCAGCCAUGGCCCCAGGCAAUAGCGGAGUCGGUCCGGUUCCGGGUACAGGUUCGGUCCCCAGUUCAGGCAACAAUCCGGCCACAGAAGCUGUGCUCCUUCAUACACACUUUCAUCAUCAUCGUGGCGGCGGUGGUGGUGGUGGCGGUGGUGCCGUUGGCGUUGGCAUUGGCGGAGUGGGUGGGCCGCCACAUGAGUGGAAUUUUGCCAAAGCGUUUUUGUAUUCGCUGACCGUUUUGACCACAAUUGGCUAUGGGAAUAUUGCGCCACGCACCACUCUGGGACGCAUUGUUACACUGGCCUAUGCAUUUUUUGGCAUACCUCUGACAUUGGUAUAUCUUAGCAGCACGGGCAGCAUUCUGGCGAAAGUGGCACGAGAAGUCUUCUCCAAGGCAUUGUGCUGUUGCCUGUGCUCCAAUUGCGGCUACUGCUGCUACGACGAGAAACGCAUGGCAGAGAAGGAGCGCCGCAUGAAACGUAAACGGCAGCAAGAAGAAUUACGGAAACAGCAGGCGGUAAUGCAGGAGCCAUAUUACGUUCGCGAUGUCUAUCAUGCCACACCGGAGAAGCAAGCGGAAUUGGGUGGCGUUGGCGUUUCAGCAAGCGUUGGACCGACAGGUCCUGGUGGUGUUGGUGGUGGCGGCGGAAGUGGCGGGACAUCACUUGGUCCCGGCGAUAUUGAUUCACUGAGUGCUAGCGAAUCGCGCGGCUCCAUGCAUGGUCUUAGCAUAUUGGCACCCAUUUUACUCUGCUUUUCCAUGAUGAUCAUUUAUAUUGUAUUCGGAGCAGCUGUACUUUAUCGUUUGGAGAAUUGGCCCAUUGUGGAUGGCAUUUACUUUUGCUUCAUGAGCCUUUCGACCAUCGGUUUCGGUGACAUGUUGCCAGGCCUGAGAAGGGAAUCGAAUGCCACCACUUGGUUCUGUUCCGUAUACAUUAUGUCCGGUAUGACAUUGACAGCCAUGUGUUUUAAUGUCAUACACGAAGAGAUUGUCCAUCGCAUACGCAUUGUGGUGGAAUUCAAGAAGACUAGUGUGACCAAUGCUGGCGUUGGGGCCGGCAGCUCUAUGAUGGAUAUUACAGGACAUGAGGAAGGUGGUCAAUAUUAUGUGCCAGCUUCCUGACACUACGAGAAACGUGGACAUCUCUAUCAGCGUAAUCCCACCGAAGAGACCCUGGUGACAGAUACACCCACAUCACUGGUGCUGAAAGACUAUGUUAACCAUGAGUUGGUGCCCAUUUUAACAAUGGA